Hibiscus syriacus is the source of this 488-nucleotide messenger RNA. RefSeq lists its product as uncharacterized. The record is from RefSeq and is a predicted model, not a curated record. The transcript has 2 exons. Lineage: Eukaryota; Viridiplantae; Streptophyta; Magnoliopsida; Malvales; Malvaceae. Bases 126 to 485 code for a protein of 119 amino acids.
CAUGAUAUAUAGUUAUGCUUCUCUCCUAGUUAUCUCUCUUUCUUUCUUGUUCCUUUUUCUCUCUUCAGCCAAAAUCUUGUGCCUUUCUUCGUCGUUGUGAUCAUCAGAAUUCAACGCCGUCAAUAAUGGUGGAUCUUCAACCUGUUUGCUGCAUGUGCGGCGACGUCGGUUUCCCUGACAAACUCUUCCGCUGCAUCAAAUGCCUCCACCGAUUUCAACACUCGUAUUGCAGUAACUACUACAGCGAUUUGGCGGAACCGGUUGAACUGUGUGAUUGGUGCCAGAGCGAAGAAAGAAACCCAAAGCAAGGAAGCUCUUCAAAGAAAUCAUCGGCCGGUAACGAAGCCGGAGCUAUGAACCGAUCCGAGUAUUCCGGUGACAAAUUCAAGCAAGAGAGUGGCGAUCACAAAGGAAAGAGCAGUGGAACCCCUUCUCCAAGGCCCACGACACGCAGGUACAAGCUUCUCAAGGAUGUCAUGUGUUGAAAA